GUCCCACCAGCGCUCGCGUCUUUCUUUCCCGAUUUUUCAUUUCCAUUCUUCGAUUCUUUGUAUUCUUGAUAGUUGCAAUACCCAGAAAUUCGACCUUCGCGGUUCUUCUUCCUUUCUUGCUAAAAAUCAGAAUUCGAUCCUUUUUCUCCAUUCAACCGCGUUUCAUCGUCUUCUUCUUUCUAAAGCCAUGGCUCCUAAACCCUCACCCAAGGCAAUCACUGGACACAUGACACCAUCAAAGACCCCUCAGUCGAAAUCCCGCCUCAAUUUUGUAUCUCGGCCGAGCCAUCACGUUCAUCCGUCCUCUCAUCCUCAGACACUAGGGGAAGCUUUGUCUGCAGAGCACCCCAUCGAAGUGAUCGGAAGAAUCCGCGACCACCCAGAUCGGAAAGAUGCGCAAGCGGUGCCGCCUAUGAAGAUUUCUGUCGACGGUCGAUCUGUUAGGGUCAGGACGGAUAUCGGGUAUCGCGAUUUUGGCCUUGACGGCAUCUCUACUGCAGAAGAAGAAGAUCUUGAUCAGUUCUACCAAAGGUUUGUUGAGUCCAGGAUCAAUGGUGUGAGGUUGGGAGGAAAAUGCACUAUUAUGAUGUACGGGCCUACUGGUUCCGGGAAAAGCCACACCAUGUUCGGCUCUUCUAAGCAGCCGGGAAUCGUCUACAGAGCACUGAAGGAUAUUCUAGGAGAAGGGGAAGAGGAAAUCGAAGGCGAGAAUCGGCAUUUUGGGCUAAAAUGCAUAGUGCAGGUCACGGUUCUUGAAAUCUACAAUGAAGAGAUCUACGAUCUCUUAUCGAGCAAUGCUGGUGGAGGACUAUCAUUAGGAUGGCCGAGAGGAAAUUCUUCCAAGGUCAAACUUGACGUGAUGGGAGGAAAGGCUAAGAACGCAACCUUCAUUUCGGGAACUGAAGCUGGAAAGAUAUCAAGGGAAGUGGCCAAGGUUGAGAAGAGAAGGAUUGUUAAAAGCACUCUGUGCAAUGACAGAAGCUCCCGAAGCCACUGCCUGAUAAUUUUGGACGUACCUUCUGUUGGGGGAAGGUUGAUGCUUGUAGACAUGGCGGGCUCCGAGAAUAUUGAACAAGCUGGUCAGACUGGUUUCGAGGCAAAAAUGCAGACUGCGAAGAUCAACCAAGGAAACAUUGCAUUGAAGCGAGUGGUGGAAUCCAUUGCCAAUGGGGAUUCUCAUGUCCCAUUCAGGGAUAGCAAACUUACUAUGCUUCUACAGGAUUCUUUUGAGGAUGACAAAGCAAAGAUAUUGAUGAUUUUGUGUGCUAGCCCUGAUCCUAAGGAGUUGCACAGGACGAUUUCUACUUUGGAGUAUGGAGCUAAAGCAAAGUGCAUUGUUAGAGCUGCACACACACCGCCUUCCAAAGAUAAAGCCUUCAGUGAAGAUGCAGUUCUGGGGUCACGAAUUGCUGCUAUGGAUGAAUUCAUAGCUAAACUGCAAAUGGAAAACAAGCAAAAGGAAAAGCAAUGGAAAGAAGCACAGGAUGAAUUAUUGAAGAAGGAAGAAGAAGUGGCAGAGCUGAAGGCUAAACUCGAAGCCGUGAAUGGUAGAGGUUUGAUGGAUGAGGAAGAAAUCAUUAACUCAAAGGUUAAUGAGAGGACAAGACUACUGAAGACGGAGCUGGAGAAGAGAUUGGCAGACUGCCAGGAGAGAGCAAACAAGUUCAUGGAAUUGGGAAGAAAGAAAAUGGAAGAGAAGAUCUUGCAGCAACAAGAAGAGCUUGAGAUGCUGAGGAGUCGGCUCGAGGAAAUUGAAUCCGAACUUUGUGAUGGAAGGCCUGGUAGUGAACAUAAUACACUAAAUGAGCUGAAUGGAAACAAGUUGUUGAAGCGUUUGUCUGAAAUUUAUGACGAGGGUGUCCGAGUCAUGGAGAAAUCCAUGGAAAUUGACAUAGACCUUGAUGAGCAAGACAUUAACCCAACUGACUGCCCAGUUUCUCAUCCUGAAGUUGUGGAGGAUAGGCCUUUCACGUCUACAAACUGGGGCGUACAAGUAGAGGAGGAUGACAGCUACCACUUAGGAUAUCCAGAGAAGGUAUCUCUUAGUACUGUGUUUGAAGAAAGUGAAGAAGAAAUCGAGGAUGACGGUAAAGAAGAAAAUGUGGAGGAGGAGGUGAAGGAAGUGAUAACGAGCAAAGGCAAGAACUUGGUUACAGGUACUCCAGGAUCUGUUCUGAACCUGAAACAGGCAAUGAAUACCUAUCACAGGGAUUUUGAACCUGCUGAAAGCAAUCAAGGAACAUUUAGAGGAAGUGAAACAGAUGAUGGGAAAGAUGCAGCAGCAGCUAGAAGAACAAGGAUACAGAACAUAUUUAUGCUCUGUGGGAACCACAGAGAGCUAGCUCAAAAUUUUAAAACUCCACCUUCUAACUGUCAUAAAACAGGGUCCCCUGCUUCCACUCUUGGAGAAUUCACUGCUGAAUCAUCCCUCAAGGAAAUUCUUCAAAGCCAAACUUCUUCACAGCAAGAUGGCAUGUCUUCAUGCAUUUCCCAAUGCGAGGAUUUCGUGGUAAAAGAUAAUGCUGCUACUGAAAAGUUUGCCACUUUGGAGCCACUGCCAUUACUGACUCCAAUUGAUGAACUCAACCUGAAGGAAGCGCAAUUCAGUAGGAGGAGGAACAGAUUCCAAGCACAAGAUGAGUUGAAAGAAAACCAGCCCUUCAACGACAAAGUUGAUGACCAUCAAGCAACCGAAGUCUAUGUCAAGUGGGAGGCAACGAAAGAGAAAUCAGGGAAAUUUAUAGCAAAACUGAAAGUUUCCAGUGAAGCAUGCCUUUCUGAUCUGCGUAAAUUGAUAGAACCGCACCUUGACAAUAAUGAUGACAGUCAAGACUUCAUUAUUCUCAUGCUUGGAGGGGAUCCAACUGGUGCUCCCGUUGUCAAAGAGAAAGAAACAACAGUGCCAGUAAGCAAACUGCCACUUUGCCAUAACCAGAUUGGAAGUCGGCUUGCAUGCUUGAGGCCUAAGAAGAAGGCGGUUCAAUCUCAUCUUCCUUUAAAUCCCAUGGAGAAUAGGCUCCCAGUGACUUUGCCUUCAUCAACUCCCAAUACAAUCCUCAAACUGAACACUCAACUUCCACAACAAUUUACACAAUCGGACCAGAAUUUCUCUCCUUCCUUCAUGAGAGGUGUGAAAGCAUAGGUACAAAAGGCAUGCAAACUAUCAAGAUACUUUUUGUAUGCCAUCCUGGAGUUCUGUACACUUGUGUGUGUACAUUCAUUGUUAUUAUGGUACAUCUUUUGCAGAAAUUUAUAAUUCAUUUGUUUC
Molecule: messenger RNA, 3268 nt
Organism: Nymphaea colorata (pocket water lily)
Lineage: Eukaryota; Viridiplantae; Streptophyta; Magnoliopsida; Nymphaeales; Nymphaeaceae
Product: kinesin-like protein KIN-10A
Exons: 6
Coding region: 188-3142 (984 amino acids)
Biological process (GO): microtubule-based movement
Cellular component (GO): microtubule; kinesin complex
Molecular function (GO): microtubule motor activity; ATP binding; ATP hydrolysis activity
Source: RefSeq, a predicted model, not a curated record